ACGAAUGAUCAGUCAGGCAGUGAAAUCAAGUGGCGUCGUAAUGUUUGUAUUUUGGAAAGUUUACAGCUGAAAUCCUCCGAUAUACAAUGGCGUGACAGUUUAAUCCUCCUGUUAGCUGAGCUUUCACCUGGAGCUGAACCUUUCGCGUCCCUCCUCUGAAUGGACGGUGGGAUUUAACUUCUCUAGACGCCAUGGCAGCAGUUUCCCUCCUGUGAUGGAUGUGAGUGACGCGAGCGAUGAGUUUAAUGGAGAGAUGGAGUCUGCAGAUGACCUGGCGUCCUUCGAGGUGGUGAAUAUGUCGAACCCGGGUCUGCUGGACUUCAGCGCAGACGUCCAGGGGUCAAAGGAGAAGACCAAACUCAAAACCAAACUCAUGUCAGCAUGGCAUAAUGUCAGAUAUAGAGGCUGGUCUCUGAAGAGUAAACCACGGCUCAGUAAGAGCAGUCCUGUGUGUCUGCUGGGUCAGUCCUAUCAGCUGAGCUCCACCGGGGUGCGGGAGAGUUUUCGGCGAGUGUUCUCCUCUCUGCUGUGGAUGAGCUACAGGAGAGGAUUCCCGCCGCUGGACGGCUCCACGCUCUCGUCUGAUGCGGGAUGGGGCUGCAUGCUUCGCAGCGCACAGAUGCUGCUCGCUCAGGGGCUGCUGCUGCACAUCAUGCCCACCGGCUGGACGUGGCCUGCGACGCAUCAUCAGACCAAAGAUGACCUGGAGGUGCUGGACGCUCACGGUUCCCUCAGACACUCAGAAAAGUCUCGCAGAUGCAGUUUAGGCUCCGCGUUAGACGGUGAGAGUCACGAGGAGAGGUCGCACCGGAGGAUCGUCUCCUGGUUUGGGGAUCUGCCGUCUGCUCCAUUUGGCCUGCACCGGCUGGUGGAGCUGGGCAGGGCUUCUGGGAAACGGGCGGGUGACUGGUACGGACCCGCCAUCGCUGCUCACAUACUGCAGAAGGCCGUGUCGGCGUCAGAGUUGUCCGAUCUGGUGGUGUACGUGGCUCAGGACUGCACAGUGUACACUGGAGACGUGGUAAACCUGUGCAGGACGCCCCGCACAGAUCUGUCAUGGAGGAGCACGUCUGGCUGGAAGUCACUAGUUCUGCUGGUUCCAGUGCGUUUGGGCUCGGAUGGGUUGAAUCCUGUUUACACUGGGUGUGUGAAGAGGCUGCUGGAGCUGCGCUGCUGUUUGGGAAUCAUUGGAGGAAAACCCAAGCACUCACUCUACUUUGUGGGAUACCAGAAUGAUCAGCUGAUCUAUUUGGAUCCUCAUUGCUGUCAGUCUGCUGUGGACGUCCAGCAGGAUCACUUCCCUUUAGAGUCAUUUCACUGUAAAACAGUCAGGAAGAUGGCGUUUAGCCGCAUGGACCCCAGCUGUACGGUGGGCUUUUAUGCCAGAAGCAGAGCAGAUUUCCACAGUCUGUGUUCAGACGUCAGUAAGGCUCUGUCAUCAUCCGAGGAGAAAUAUCCCGUCUUCACCUUUGUGGAGGGUCACAGUGAGGGUCAGAGCGGCUCUACAUCAGACAUGGACAUCACAUACACAAAAACCAAAAACAAACUGAGUCGAAAUCAAAAGAGGAGCAGCACGGAGGAAUUUGUGCUCCUGUGACUCACCAUGACCGUUUCCUGUUUACUUCCUCCAAUCGGAGUCAUGUGGUCAAGGACUCCGCAAUCACAUAUUAGGCGCAUUUUGAAGGGACAUUUUGGUCAAAAAUGAAAAUUCUGUCAUCAUUCAAAACCAGUUUGAGGUUCUUUCUUCUGUUGAACACGAAUGAAGAUAUUUUGAAGGAUGUUGGAAAAACUAACAUUGGCUUCCAUAGAGUUUUUGGUUUUAGUAUGUGAAUGGCAGCUUUUAGCCAACAUUCUUCAGAUUAUCUUGUUUUGUGUUCAACAGUAGACAGAAAUUUAGUUUAGAAUCAUGCGAUGAAUAAAGGGGUGAACUCUCCUUUAAAAAAAAAGCUAGUUUUAUAGUUCCCCCAGAGUAAAACAGGUGAGUUUUACCAUUUUUGACUCCAUUCAGCUCAUCUCUGCGUCUUUUAGCCUAACUUCAUAGCUAAUUCAUUGAAUCAGAUUAGACCAUUAGCAUCUCAGAAAUGACCAAAGAGUUUUGAUAAUUUUUCUAUACACAACUUGACUCUUCUGUAGUCGCAGUGUACACUACAACUGAAAAUGAACUCAAUAAUAUUAUACAAUACCUGAAGAUAGUCCUCUGCUAGCCAGCUAGAUAACCACUGCGUAAUAUCAUGGUACAGCAGUAAAAUAUAGUUUCUAGCCAUAUCAGUCUAGAAAAUGCCACCUUUUUAUUUUCUUUUGGUCUUAGUGCACAGUGUAACUACAGAAGAGUCGAGCUAGAAAAACGGAUCAUUUUUAAAAUGCUAAUGGUCUAAUCUGAUUCAAUGAUUUAUGCUAAGCUAAGCUAAAUCUGCUUCUUCCAGAUGCAGAGAUUAGCUGAAUUGAUUAAUAAAAAUGGUAAAACUCAACUGUUUAACUCUAGGUGACUCAUAAAAUAAGUCUAUUUCUAAAAAACUAAAAAAAAGUAUAUUUAAGCAGGUAUUAGAAAAUCUGACAGUGUUUUAUGCUAGAACAUGUGGCAGCAUUUGCCAUUUGGGUAUGUAAACAUGAGUUUUCACCUCAAACUGCUGUUUUUCAGCUCCUCAGAGUGAAAUAGGUGAGCUUUAUAAUUUUUGACUUCAUUCAGUCAAUCUCUAGGUCUGGCAGGAUCACGUUUAGCUUAACUUAGCAUAAUUUGUUGAAUCAGAUUAGACCGUUAGCAUUUGAGAAAUGACCAAAGAGCUUUGAUCAUUUUUCUAUCGACAACUUGACUCUUCUGUGCACUAAGACUGAAAAUGAACCCAAUUAUAUUAUACUAUUUUAUAUUACUAUAUAUACUAUAUUAUAUCUAUUUAAUUCAUGAAAAUAGCUAGUUUGCUAGAUAACCGCUAUGUAAAAUCGUGGUAUGGCAGCAAAGCUUUUAUUAUUAUGCCAGAAUGUGAGUAUAGUUUCUAAACAUAUUGGUCUUUAAAAUAUCAACUUUUAAUUUCUUUUUGUUUCUUAAUGCACAGAAGAAUCACGCUAGAAAAACUGCGAUCAUUUUUGAGAUGCUAAUGGUCUAAUCCAAUUCAAUGAUUUAUGCUAAGCUAAGCUAAAAGUGCUCCGACCAUACUUUGAGAUCAGCUGAAUUGAUGAUAAAAGGGUAAAGCUCAACUGUUUAACUUUAGGUGACCUUAUAAAACAAGCCAGUUUCUAAAAAAACAAAGUGAAGAGAAGCAGACAUUAGAAAAUCUGACAAUGUUUUAUGCUAGGACAUAUGGCAGCUUUUGCUGUUAGAUUAUGUAAGCAUGAGUUUUCCCCUCAAACUGCUGUUGUUGUCUUGUGUUUCUGUAGUGUAAACACACUGAGCUCUAUGUGUGUGUGUGUUUGCUGAGCAGGUGGCUAAGCAGAUUAUGGCGGAUGCGUUUGCUGUGAUGAUAAUGGCUGCAGACAGUGAGGAUCUCAGACAGACCAGACGUGCAGACGCUACUCUUUGACAGGCAAACAUGAGAUCUGGUUGCUUUAAACGCUGUGAUUCAGUCUUAAAGGGAUAGUUCACCCCAAAAAAGUGAAACCUCAGUCAUCACGUACUUAUUUGGUGCAAAAACUCCUGUUUGAGUUUCUCUCAUCUAUUGAACACAAAUGAGAAUAUACUGAAGAAUGCUGGAAAAACAGCCAUUGGCUUCAAUAGUAUUUAUUUAUUAUGUCCCUAAUAUGGAAGUUAAUUCUGCCUUCUCUAACAUUCUUCAAAAUAUCUUGUUUAGUGUUCAACAGAAGAAAGAAGGAAAUACUUGAGUAAAUGAUAUUUUCAUUUUUAGGUAAAUUUUGGUUGGUUUAAACACUGUGAUUUAGUCUUAAAGGGACAGUUCCCUCUGAAAAAUGACACUUCAGUCAUCAUUUACUCAUUUGUUCCAAACACGUCUUGAGUUUCUUUCUUCUGUUGAACUCAAAGUAAUAUAUACCGAAGAAUGCUGAAAAAAAACAGCCAUUGACUUGUGUAGUAAUUUAUUUUUGUUCCUAAUGUGGAAGUCAGUGGCUGAUUUUCCUUCAAAAUAUCAUCUUUAGUGUUCAACAGAAGAAAGAUAUUUAGUUUGGACCCACUUGAGUAAACCUGGAAACAGGCCUAGAUAACUGCUGUGUAACACCAUGGUACAGCAGCGGAGUUCCUUGAGUAUUACGUAUAGUUUCUAGCCAUAUCAGUCUACAAAAUAACACCUUUUAAUUUUCUUUUGGUCUUCGUGGACAGUGUAACUAAAGAAGAGUCAAACAGGAAAAUCAUCAAAACUGGUAAUCUUUGAGAUGCUAAUGGUCUAAUCGGAUUCAAUGAUCUAUGCUAAGCUAAAACUGCUUCCAGACCUGGGGAUUGAGUGAAUUGAUUUUUUUUAAAAUGGUAAAACUCAACUCUUUAACUCUAGGGAAGCUGUAAAAUGAGCUUUUAUUCAAAAACAAAAAGUGGAGUGUUCAUUUAAGGAGGGAUUAGAAAAUCUGACAAUGUUUUAUGCUAGUACAUGUGACCGCUUUUGCUGUUUUGAUUAUGUAAACAAGAGUUUUCCCCUCAAACUGUUUUUGGGAAAUAGGUUAAUUUUACAGCUCCUUAGAGUGUGAGUUUUACCAUUUUUGACUCCAUUCAGCUGAUCUCAGAGUCUGGCGGAGCUUCUUUAGCUUAGCAUAAUUCAUUGAAUCAGGUUAGACCAUUAGCAUCUGAGAAAUGGCCACACUGUGCACUAAGACUGAAAAUGAACACAAUUAUGUUAUACAAUUCCUGAAAAUAGAUAGUUAGCAAGAUAACCUAUGUGUAAUAUCGUGGUACGGCAGCAAAGUUCCUCGAUUAUUAUGCCAGAAUAAAAGUAUAGUUAGAAAACAGCACCUUUUUAUUUUCUUUUGGUCUAAGUGCACAGUGUAACUACAGAAGAGUCAAGCUAGAAAAACUAUCUAAUUAUUUUUGAGAUGCUAAUGGUCUAAUCUGAUUCAAUUAUUUAUGCUAAGCUAAGCUAAACCUGCUUCUUCCAGACCUGGACAUAGACAGAAUUGAUUUACAAAAAUGGUAAAACUCUGCUCUUUAACUCUAGGGAAGCUGUAAAAUGAGCUUUUAUUAUUAUUUAUAGUUUCUUCUGUUGAACACAGAUGAGGAUAUACUGAAGAAUACUGGAAAACCAUUGACUUUCAUAGUAUUUAUUUAUUUUGUUCCUAAUAUGAAAGUCACUGGCUGUUUUCUCUUUAAAGUAUCUUGUUUGGUGUUGAACAGAAGAAAGAUAUUUAGUUUGCAGUAAAUAAUGUGGACAUUUUCAUUAUAGGGUGAACUGUCCCUUUAAUGUUACCUUUAUAGUAUGUUACUGUUUGUUCUGUUAAAGCAUCAUAUGAUGAUGUGGGUGUAAAGUGUUUUGGUGUGAUGUAGAAACACGGGUGUG
Danio aesculapii is the source of this 5426-nucleotide messenger RNA. It is a transcript of the gene atg4db, whose product is annotated as autophagy related 4D, cysteine peptidase b. The coding region runs from base 215 to 1597 and encodes 460 amino acids. The record is from RefSeq and is a predicted model, not a curated record. Lineage: Eukaryota; Metazoa; Chordata; Actinopteri; Cypriniformes; Danionidae. The transcript has 11 exons. Gene Ontology annotation, molecular function: protein-phosphatidylethanolamide deconjugating activity.